Messenger RNA from Daphnia magna, 736 nucleotides. RefSeq names its product coiled-coil domain-containing protein 115. Bases 171 to 656 code for a protein of 161 amino acids. The record is from RefSeq and is a predicted model, not a curated record. Gene Ontology annotation, biological process: vacuolar proton-transporting V-type ATPase complex assembly. Gene Ontology annotation, cellular component: extrinsic component of endoplasmic reticulum membrane. Lineage: Eukaryota; Metazoa; Arthropoda; Branchiopoda; Diplostraca; Daphniidae. The transcript has a single exon.
CAGGAACACGAAAUCACGAAGUAUGAACGCUGAUUACUGGUGUGGUGCUUGCGACUGUUACUAAUUCUUGCGACACCAAACUUGAGAAAUAAAAUUACACAAAUAGUACAGUGCAAACUUGGCAUUACUUGAAACGUGUGGAGCAAACUACUUAUAACGAAUUAUCUGUAAUGUCUUUUUCGACGUUGAAGCCCGAAGACGAACAUGGCCAGGAGCUAGCCAAAGUGUGUGUCGCCCUAGACGAACUUACGUUAAAGCAAGUGGAUCUGGUAGAUGAACAGCUAGUUCUUAUGUCAAAACUUGGUAGUCUUAUGACUUGUGGCUUCAUUGACAUGGCCAAAAGCCGCUAUAUCAGUGGAGAGAAAACUGUGUCUGCCACACAGAUCCCAGGAGAGGACAGUGUUAUUGAAGCUGUAACUACUGUUGACCGUGACAGUGAGAACAAGCUGACACUCUCACGAAACAAAGAAGUCAAUGACCCCAUCAGAUGGUUUGGGUUGUUGGUUCCUGGCUCCUUAAAACAGAGUCAACAAGCAUUCCAAAAUGUUUUAAACAUUGCUGUAGAAAUUGUCAACAUUCGAAGAGAAUGGGUCCAGUCAAUGUCUGCAUUGGAGCAACAACACAAAACACUUGGUAGUUUAAAGAGCUCCACAUAAAAGAUAACCCAUAGUCAACUGUAGCCCAAGCAGCAUUUUUGAUAUAUCUUAAAAGAUAUGAAAAUAUAUAUUACAUGGAA